Molecule: messenger RNA, 1940 nt
Organism: Papilio machaon (common yellow swallowtail)
Lineage: Eukaryota; Metazoa; Arthropoda; Insecta; Lepidoptera; Papilionidae
Product: Down syndrome cell adhesion molecule-like protein Dscam2
Exons: 5
Coding region: 767-1351 (194 amino acids)
Biological process (GO): homophilic cell-cell adhesion; dendrite self-avoidance; axon guidance
Cellular component (GO): plasma membrane; axon
Molecular function (GO): cell-cell adhesion mediator activity
Source: RefSeq, a predicted model, not a curated record
GUAGGUUGUCUCAAUUUACUCAGUUUAAGGCUCUCUAAUAAUUAUACCUCUAUACAUAGACAGGCUAUAAGUCGUGAUAUGAUGUGCCUAUUUGAUUUCCGCCAUUUUGGCGUUGAGGGUUGCGGUUAGUUGCAGGGGUGAGGAUUCAGACUAAUAAUAGAGAUACUCGUAGUAUUAACUAUCCAGAACUUCCACAGGCGCGUUUAAGUCGAAUCUUUAAUUUUCAGCAUGCCAAAUCGGUGCAGUGUCUCAGCCGAUGCUUUACUAGGUCCAGCUGUCUACUGAAUAUUACCUCAGUAUUUUUUUUUAUUUCUUUAUACAUUCACCUGUGGACAGCGAACGGCGGCAGGGGCGCGGCGCCGCGGCUGCCGGCCACGGGCGAGCUAACCACGUCCAGCGGCGACCGCUUUUGCCUGACGUGCGCCGCGCCGGACUUCCCCCCACCGCACUACACGUAAGUUUCUAGUCAUGACGGGAAGACAGUGCACCUCGCGUGCAACUGCGAUGGUACCGCGAGCAGGAAGGCCGACUACAGCCGGUACGGGCGGCGGGAGGCGCGGGUCCGACGCUCGGGCUGGUGUCGUGGGCCGGCGGCGCGGCGCUCUGCGGCCGGGCGGUGCCCGAGUUGGCCGGUACAUGGCUGUGCAAGGCCUAUAACGGCUUCGGCGACGCCACGCUGCAACUGCGCCUACAUGUCGAAACCGAACUUGGCGUCACUAUCAAGCCGGCCGUGCUGGUGGCGCAGGCAGGAGGCGUGGCCGAGCUGAUGUGCCGCACCACUGCGCCCGCCGCGCUCGCCUGGUGGCACGACGGUACACCACUGCCGGCCACGGGCGGGCGUCUAGUGCUUCGCGGCGUGACACGCGCUCACACCGGCAUGUACCAGUGCGAAGCUACGCGAGGCCGCAACAUCGCGCUCGCAGCCGCCGAGCUGCGCCUCGCAGACUCUGCGCCUGAGCUGCAGUAUACGUUCAUCGAGCAGGCGCUGCGGCCUGGUGCCAACGCCGCGCUGCGUUGCACGGCCGCCGCCUCGCCCGCGCCGCGCAUCACAUGGCUGCUCGACGGUCAGCCACUCGACCGCUUCUUGCCUCACCACCGGUAUCGCGUGACGGAGCAGGCGGCGGGCGCGCCGGGCGCAGUCACCUCGCUGCUGAACGUAUCGGUGUCGGCGGCAGACGGCGGACGCUAUACGUGCCGUGCGCAUAACGCGCUGGGCGCCGCCGAGCACUCCGCCAGGCUCGACGUCUACGGUCACUACCUAUGCACAAUGCAUCGCAAUACACGCAAUCUUCACAUUAGGGCCGCGGACGAAAAUUUUCGCAAUUUUCGUCCAUACUAUUCGAUUAUCUGAUAAUUUGGAUGCUACAAAAGGAAAUGAUAGAGUCACAAAAUUGCAAACAAAAAACUUCACGUAGACAUUGUUGAGCGCGGUAUAACUUUAAAUGUACACUUUUCUGAAUGUAGUUGACACAUCCUGUCUCAAUGUAACAGGAAAUGAGCAUUUAUAACAACUGUUUUUCCUUAGUAUUCUGGCUGCCCUAAAAGAGCUUUUCUAUAUGUAGAGUCCUUUGUGUGAUGUAGGUUUUUAUUAUAUCAUAUGUUGGCAAACGAGCGAGCGGCCACCUGAAUUCGCCGAAGUAGCGAAACUAAUGCCGCCUAUAGACAUCAGAAGAAACGCGCAAUAUUAAACAUGCUUUAACAAUGGUCGGAUGCUAGUAUUGGACCAGACCACUUUAUGCGAGUACAAACCCCAGUUACCUGCCUCGUCGUCAGUAAGCAUCGUCAGGUCGUUGCGUUGCAAUUGUGCCCCCGUGUUCCUCGAGCCUCUCGGAGCUCUCGCGGCACGAGAGCUGGUGUGACGAGCGCUGGACGUGCGCAGGUCCGCCGGCGGUGCGCGCGCUGGGCGCCGUGCGCGCGGUUGCGGGGGACAACGUCACGCU